This is a messenger RNA of Coffea eugenioides, 1350 nucleotides long. Its product is annotated as probable pectate lyase P59. Lineage: Eukaryota; Viridiplantae; Streptophyta; Magnoliopsida; Gentianales; Rubiaceae. Bases 1 to 1350 code for a protein of 449 amino acids. Gene Ontology annotation, molecular function: pectate lyase activity. The record is from RefSeq and is a predicted model, not a curated record. The transcript has 3 exons.
AUGGGCGAACCGGUUUCCAAGUUGGUUUGUGUGUUCCUGUGUGCUUUUACAAUAGUGGUGGUGCCAACCCUGAUCACGGCUCAAGGCAGUGGCAGUGCGGAAGAGGAGUACUGGCGAAUCCGAGCAGAGGAAGCCUGGAACCACACGCUCAAGGCUUAUGAGGCUAAUCCCCACACCGUUAUUGGGGCCUUCAAUAAGCAAGCUUCCGACGCUGUAAAAGAAUUCUUGAGCGAGAAGAACAACACGAGGAGGGAACUGAGAGGGAAAACGUGGGGAGGAGGCUGCUUGGCUACCAACCCAAUCGACAGGUGCUGGAGAUGCCAGCCAAAUUGGGCCGACAACAGAAAGAGGCUGGCAGAUUGUGUGGUGGGUUUUGGCCGCGGCACCACCGGGGGAAAGAAUGGUGCAUUCUACGUCGUCACAGACUCUUCCGAUGACAGCAUUCUGGCACCGAAACCCGGAACCCUUCGCCAUGCAGUGAUCCAAAAGGAGCCACUUUGGAUCAUAUUCCAACGCGACAUGGUAAUCAGGCUCACGCAGGAGCUGAUCAUGCAGGGCGACAAGACCAUUGAUGCUCGUGGGGUGAACGUCCACAUUGCUUACGGCGCUGGAAUCACCAUUCAGUUCGUUAAGAACGUCAUCAUCCACGGUCUCCACGUCCACGAUAUCCAUCAGGGCUCCGGUGGCCUCGUCAGGGACUCGGUCGAUCAUUUCGGGAUUAGGACCAUGAGCGACGGAGAUGGGAUUUCCAUCUUCGGAUCCAGCAACGUUUGGAUUGAUCACGUGUCCAUGUGGAAGUGCUACGACGGCCUCAUUGAUGCCGUCGAGGCAUCCACCGCCAUCACCAUCUCAAACUCUCACUUCACCGAUCACAAUGAGGUGAUGCUCUUCGGUGCCAGCGACAGUCAAUCCAAAGAUGCUGUCAUGCAAAUCACUGUUGCUUUUAACCAUUUUGGUAAGAGGUUGAUUCAAAGAAUGCCUAGGUGCCGAUGGGGAUUCAUUCACGUCGUCAACAACGAUUAUACUCACUGGGAAAUGUAUGCCAUUGGUGGUAGCCAACAUCCCAUUAUCAUCAGCCAGGGUAACCGCUUCAUUGCUCCUCCCGACAUCUUCAAGAAGGAGGUGACAAAGAGGGAUUAUGCGGAGGAAGCGAGAUGGAAGCAGUGGACGUGGAGAUCAGAGGGAGAUCUUUUCAUGAACGGAGCAUUCUUUGUUCAAUCUGGAGAUCCAGAUUUUACCAAGAAGCAUCCUGAAAUUUUCGACGGCAUAGCUCCUGCGGAUAGUUCACAGGUGACUUGGAUAACGAGGUUUGCUGGUGCCCUUUUGUGCAGACCUGGAAGCCCGUGCUAG